GUAUGUGUGUGGGGUGGGACAGAAGAUCCUAGAACCUGGGUUGGCUAAACAUCAACUCAAGAGGGGUCUAAAGGGACUCAAAGUCAAAGGCGCUGAGUAAAGCUGUAGUAAAGGCACACACGUUCCACACACAGCAAAAUGAGCGACCAGAAAGUGAGAGGUGAGCUGCUGAACUUGCCAAAGAAAAGCCUAAAGACGAACUCCUCUGGUGUAAAGGGCCUGAUCCGGCAGUCUCUGGAGGCCAAGAGCUUCGCUUACUGCCCCUAUAGCAAGUUCCGAGUAGGGGCCGCCCUGCUGACCCGUGACGGGACGGUGUUUACAGGCUGCAAUGUUGAAAAUGCCUGUUACAACCUGGGAAUCUGCGCAGAGCGGACUGCCAUCUCCAAGGCCGUGUCAGAAGGCUAUAAAGAUUUCAAAGCUAUUGCAAUAGCCAGCGACUUGUGUGAGCAGUUCAUCUCCCCAUGUGGAGGCUGUAGGCAGUUCAUGAGAGAAUUUGGUGCCAGCUGGGACGUGUAUUUGUCCAAGCCGGAUGGUUCCUAUGUGGAGAUGACCGUUGAGGAGCUGCUGCCCGGGUCCUUCGGCCCAGACGACCUGCAGAUGAAGAAGGUUCAUACCCUUCCAAAUGAAUUUUAAUGACCUCUGUGAGAAAAAGAGGGGAAAUGGCAAAAAUGUCAGGAGAAAAGCAACAUAAAGGUGCACGUGAAGCUAUACGCCACAAUGGCAUGGGCACCAAGCUUCUGUGCUUAAAGGGGAACUCCACCGAUUUUUCAAAAGUUGAUGGUUAGAUAUAUUCUGUUUUAUGAUAGUUUCAGGAUAAAGUUUUGGCUUAAAUUGUCUUUUAAUCCAUUUAUUUUAAUCCAUUCAUGGCGGAGGGGUACAUGCAGGCCAAAACAGCCCCCGAACAAAACUAAUUUUUUUCCGAUUUAUGACCAUUUUACCAACAUUACAUAUACAGACGCAGAAGACUUGCAUAGGUUGUCUGUAAGUUUCUGUACAAUUAAUCGCUUCAUGUGAGACCACUCUGAAUGACUCUUUAAUCUAAAAGACUGAAAUAUUCACAAAUUUCAAAAAAAUGGUGGAAUUCCCCUUUAACACUUGCUAAAAAAUAAAGAGAAAACUGCAACUAAACAGCAACAUCUUGAAAGAAGCAGUUCCUGGACUCAUAAAUGUUACUUUAGUGUUAAAAGCCGGUUCACAUUAUGAAGUAUUAAGAACAUACUGGUUUUGCAUGUAAACAUUUCAGUUUUACAAUUUGUAUAUAUAAUUUCAUAUGUACAUUUGCAAUCUUAUUUAAGAGACAUUCUGUUGUGUAUUAAAUGAAAUGGAGUAAAAAGCUGUUUCUCUAUUUCAUCAGAAAACCUGAUGUAAAAAGUUCUGAGAUGCUUUAAACUGGGUUAAUACAGUGUAUCAGUGUUUAUAUAUUAGCACCGUGUUAGUGUUUAUAUACAGGCUAUGCAAAAGUUUUAGGCAUCUGAGAAAAUGAGAACUAAACAGCUGUUUAUUUGAGCAGUAAGCAUUUAUUUCUCAAAAAAAAAAAAAACAGUAUUAGAAUAAAUACAAAUUAAAGGGUUCAUAUAAUGAAUGAAUUUUGCUCACUUUUUAAAAACAUAAGAGUUUUGUGUCAUUAUGUCAAAGAACAGCACACUUGCAUAUAUCUGCCUGUGUUUCAGCCUGGACUGCUUUUUGAAUCGAGCACAAUACAGUGCAGGCAAUCAGAACAGGUCAUUUGCAAUAUCAGUCUUGAAGGCAUAAUAACAAAAACAGCCUGUUUAAUUCUAAAAGAUAAAGAGAGGUUGGAAAAUGGUCAGGUAAAAAUGGAUGAUGACUGAUUUUGGUAAAGAAAACCAUAAGUGGAGCUCAGGGGAAACCAUAAAAUACAAGAAAAUGUAAGAUAUAGGCCCUUUAAUACACAAUUUCUUUUGUGUUAUCAGAAUCCCUUCAACCCAAAUUAAUUUGAAGUAACCCACAGGUUGUAAGUAGUAGUAUGAUAUAGUUUUAUGAUUUAUGAUUUUAAGUUUGUGUUUAGUUUCCGAAUGUCUUUUUUUCCCCAAGAACCAUCUGUUUCAAACAGAUCCUGUUUAAGAGGAUUACAACGUUUUUGCAAUUUAGCUAGCUAGUUAUUAAUUAUACUCUACAUUAAAAACUUUCCCAUGAUUACAUUCACACGAUACAUUCCAUUCCAUUUAGUAAUAAUUUAGUGGAUCAUCUGUCACUUUUUGUACUUAUUACGUCACAAAAAAAAUGCGUUAUUUUUUUCAUGAACAAAAAUGUUUUUUAAAUUAAAUUUGACAUUUCUAUCACAGUCUCAUAAACCCCCUGCAAUGCCACUACAAACCCCUGGUUGGGAAACCCUGGUCUAAUAAAACUACAGGCAACUGUAAUUUGUGUCAACUUUAUUUAAAGUUAAGCAUUAUGUGGGAGACAUGGAACAAACAACGUAUAAUCUUACAAAUAAAAUCUCUUCUUUUAAAUAAAGGGGAUGUAUAAUUAAUCUCCCGAGGUCAAUAUCCUAAACCGAUUUUCAUACAUCGUUGAGAGAAUUAAUAAUUUAGUUGCAAUACCAUCCUACAUUCAAAUAAUAUUCGUACUACAGUAUUUUUGAACGUAGGCAUGUCGAGCAUGGACAACAGAAAAUGCAAAGUGCAAUACAAAAAAAAAAAA
Messenger RNA from Colossoma macropomum (tambaqui), 2661 nucleotides. It is a transcript of the gene cdab, whose product is annotated as cytidine deaminase b. Gene Ontology annotation, cellular component: cytosol. Gene Ontology annotation, molecular function: zinc ion binding; cytidine deaminase activity. The transcript has 4 exons. The coding region runs from base 139 to 633 and encodes 164 amino acids. The record is from RefSeq and is a predicted model, not a curated record. NCBI's taxonomy places the organism in Eukaryota, Metazoa, Chordata, Actinopteri, Characiformes, Serrasalmidae.